Hemisphaericaspora subhashii is the source of this 2037-nucleotide messenger RNA. RefSeq names its product 1-phosphatidylinositol 4-kinase. Gene Ontology annotation, molecular function: 1-phosphatidylinositol 4-kinase activity. Bases 1 to 2037 code for a protein of 678 amino acids. The record is from RefSeq and is a predicted model, not a curated record. Gene Ontology annotation, biological process: endosome organization; phosphatidylinositol phosphate biosynthetic process; Golgi organization. The transcript has a single exon. Gene Ontology annotation, cellular component: fungal-type vacuole membrane; trans-Golgi network; endosome. Lineage: Eukaryota; Fungi; Ascomycota; Pichiomycetes; Serinales; Debaryomycetaceae.
AUGGUGAUGGCAACUAAUAAUUCAGUCGUGCACUCAAACAAUUACGACCAACCACCAGAUUCAGUACGACACAAUUCUGUAUAUCCCAAAGCUAUCCAAAAUCAAAAACCAUUAUGGAUUGAAAAUGAUAGCAUCCAACACCAACAUCACAUCACACUUGUUUCUCAAGACGAGGAACCCCAGAAUUUGGCACACAGUUGGCAUUAUCCAAUCGCAGCUCACACAAAAGGAAGUAAUACGGUUCAGAAUGAUAAUGAUAUGCCCAAUUCCCAACCAAAUAAUAUAUUGCAGCCGCCUAAGCUUUCACCUCUUGGGACUCAAUCCCAACCUAUAUCACGUAGAGGAAGUAUGGAUAAUAUGGAAACCAAUUUUCAUAAAUUUACAAAGGGAUAUUUGAUCCCAGCUGCAAAAUGGGCAUAUCUGCCUAUUUCAAAGAUCAAUAAAUCUAAACUGAAAAAGCCAGAUGCUGAAGGCAAGAAUGAAUACACAAUUGAAUACUCAGCUUUCCGACCAGUAAAAAAUCUUCCUGUAAUAGCUUCAAAACGUGAUCUUCUAGUUCAUUUUCGUCGAAUAGUAGAAGAUGAAACAGGAGAAGCAUUCGAUUUUCCAGAAAAUUAUUUUAGUGAUCGUGAUUUCCAUAAUUUGAUAACACAAAUCAUCUACAAUAUCGAAGUUGAAUCCCUCUCGCCGCAAAGAAUUGCAUUAGGUUCUUCUGGGAGUUAUUUCAUAUUUAACAAACGAACAGAUGGGACUAUUUAUAAAGCCGGAGUAUUCAAACCGAAGGAUGAAGAACCAUAUGGCCCCCUACUGCCCAAAUGGAGUAAAUGGGCUCAUCGAACCUUCUUCCCCUGUUGUUUUGGAAGAUCAUGUUUGAUUCCUAAUUUGGGAUAUAUCAGUGAAGCAGGUGCAUGUGUAUUAGAUCGACAAUUGUGUUCAUAUAUUGUCCCCCGAACUGAUAUUAUCGAAUUAAGAUCACCGAGCUUCUUUUAUUCGUAUUGGGAUAAGAAUAGUGAUGUGACUAAAUUGCCACCUAAGAUUGGGUCAUUUCAGGUUUUUCUUGAAGGAUAUACCACGGCUGAUGUAUGGCUUCGACAUAAUCCCAUCCCAUCCGACCCGAUUGAGAUUAAUCAUUUGAAAAAAUCCAGUGAUGUACAAGUAGGUAUUGACACUGACAACUAUGACUUCAGAUGGUCACUUGAAUCAAUGAGCCAAUUUCAACAAGAGGUUGAAAAAUUGGUGAUUUUGGAUUAUAUCAUGAGAAAUACCGAUCGUGGGUUAGAUAAUUGGAUGAUCAAAUUAACAUGGAAACAAAUAUCACAUAGUGCUCAAUAUAAAGUAAUGAGACCCAUAAUCAAAAUCGGGGCAAUUGAUUCCGGAUUGGCAUUUCCUUGGAAACAUCCAGAUGAAUGGAGAUCAUUCCCGUUUGGAUGGUUAUUUUUGCCAUAUUCGAUAAUUGGACAGCCGUUUAGUAUGAAAACUAGAAAUCAUUAUUUACCACUAUUGACAUCUAAGACAUGGUGGGAAGAGACCGUUGCGAACUUGAAACAAGUAUUUAUUAAAGAUCAGGAUUUUAAGGAAAGAAUGUGGUUGAAGCAAUUGGCAGUCUUGAAAGGGCAAGCAUUCAAUGUAGUUGAGAUUUUGAAGUUGGGAUAUGCUGGUCCGUUGGAAUUGGCGAGAAGAGAGAACUUGUUGGUAUUUGAUGAUGUUAUGUAUAUGCCCGAGAAUAUUGGCUGUGAAGAAUUAUUUAGAAUGCAGACAUCGAUGUAUGAAGGAGAUAUCUCCAAGAGCUAUGACAUAAAUAGUCCAUUGCUACCACCUUCGACUGUUCAUACGUAUCUUGCGACUUCUAAGGUUAAUAAUUAUUUACGAAUCGUUGACACUGACAGAGAUGGAAAUGAUGCAGUUGCUAAUGAAUCGGGUUAUGAGCAUAUAAUCAGAGACGUGCGUACUGGAGAUCGUGCACCUGGAAGCAAACGAGUAAUUAUAGAAAGAUUAGUUAAAGAAACUAGUAAGCCACCUGUAUUUACUUGGUGUUAG